AUGUCUCAAGCGGAUCCUUCGACCCUUCCCGAGGAAACCAUCCAAUUUGCGCAUCGGAUGUUCGAUGCAGCGCGCAACGGCAACUCAGAGCUUCUGCUUGCGGCUAUAGACGCAGGUCUACCGGCCAAUCUCACAAAUGACAAAGGCAACACCUUACUCAUGCUCGCUGCCUACGCUGGACACGCGACGCUCGCGAGGGAGCUCCUUCAACGUGGGGCCGAUCCCAAUCGAUUGAACGACCUGGGACAGUCCAUCAUCGCCGGGGCUGUGUUCAAGGGACAUACAGAGGUAGUGACAGCUUUGGCAGAACACAACGCCGAUCCUCGAGCUGGGAGACCCAAUGCACUGCAAGCUGCACACAUGUUCAGAAGAUCGGAUUUGUUCAAGUUACUCGGUGGGACCGAUGCAGAUAUAACAGAGGAUGUACCGGUACCCCUUCCACAAUCAAACUAGGAUAAAGUUUCGGUU
Molecule: messenger RNA, 468 nt
Organism: Coprinopsis cinerea okayama7#130
Lineage: Eukaryota; Fungi; Basidiomycota; Agaricomycetes; Agaricales; Psathyrellaceae
Product: ankyrin
Exons: 2
Coding region: 1-453 (150 amino acids)
Molecular function (GO): protein binding
Source: RefSeq, a predicted model, not a curated record